Messenger RNA from Cyphellophora europaea CBS 101466, 1284 nucleotides. RefSeq lists its product as uncharacterized. The record is from RefSeq and is a predicted model, not a curated record. The transcript is spliced from 3 exons. The coding region runs from base 1 to 1284 and encodes 427 amino acids. Gene Ontology annotation, biological process: oxalate metabolic process. NCBI's taxonomy places the organism in Eukaryota, Fungi, Ascomycota, Eurotiomycetes, Chaetothyriales, Cyphellophoraceae.
AUGGUUCACACCCACCGCAUGGGCUCCGUGCUCGAGGAGCGCCGUGACCCCAAUUUCAAUACAUGGACUGAGAUCAUCCCUGAGCGUGUGAGAGAUACCGCCAAAUCUAAAGGCGUCGUGCCCAUCAAUGGCGGCAAAGGCAGCAAUAUUCUUGGUCCCGAUAACCCAGAGCGUGCGCAGCAGUCAUACUCGCUGGUCAAGCCACCUGUGACGGACGCCGGCAAGAUGCCCAAUAUGAAGUGGAGCUUCACAGACAGCCACAUGCGUCUUGAGGAAGGCGGCUGGGCGCGUGAGACGACGGUGCGCGAGCUCGGCACAUCCAAAGAGCUGGCGGGUGUGAAUAUGCGGCUUGAACCUGGUGUCUAUCGUGAGCUGCAUUGGCACUCAGAGGCGGAGUGGGCAUACAUUCUAAAAGGAUCCUGCCGAAUCACGGUUCUGGACGUCGAGGGUGGCAGCUUCAUCGAUGAUCUCGAGGAAGGUGAUCUCUGGUAUUUCCCUACUGGCUUCCCCCAUUCGAUCGUCGGCACUGGAGACGAAGGCACCGAGUUCCUUCUCGUCUUUGACGAUGGCAACUUCAGCGAGGACUCUACCUUCCUCCUCACGGACUACCUCGCCCGCACGCCUAAGGAUAUCCUCGCCAAGAACUUCCGCAUUGACGCCCGCACCUUUGACUCGCUGUCCCAAAAGGAGAAAUACAUCUUCCAAGGCUCCAUCCCUGGCUCCCUCGACUCGGACCGCAAGCAGGUCAUCUCUUCCAAGCACCGCUUCACGCACCGCCUUCUGGAGCAAAAGCCAAUCAAGUUCGACGGCGGCGAGGUGCGCAUCGUCGACAGCACCAACUUCCCCAUGUCCAAGACGGUGGCGGCUGCGCAUGUCAUCAUCAACCCGGGCGCUCUGCGUGAGAUGCACUGGCACCCUAACGCCGACGAGUGGAGCUUCUUCAUCAGCGGCAAGGCGCGUGUCACCAUCUUCGCCAGCAACGGCAAUGCCCGCACCUUCAACUACCAGGCCGGCGACGUUGCCGUCAUCCUCAAGAACCACGCCCACUACGUCGAGAACAUUGGUGACGAGCCCGUCGAGAUGCUCGAGAUGUUCCGCGCUCCUCGCUUCGAGGACUUUAGUGUCGAGCAGUGGCUGGCGCAGACGCCGAGGACGUUUGUUGCUGAGCACAUGAACUUGACCGGCAGCAGGAAGGAGGAAUUCCUCAACGGCUUGAGCAAGAGCCCCGCUGCUGUGAAGCCGCCCCUCAAGAAGAGCAAGAGCUAUGAUGAUGCGGGCCUAUGA